Molecule: messenger RNA, 791 nt
Organism: Leptopilina heterotoma
Lineage: Eukaryota; Metazoa; Arthropoda; Insecta; Hymenoptera; Figitidae
Exons: 4
Coding region: 315-791 (158 amino acids)
Source: RefSeq, a predicted model, not a curated record
CGCUUUUUAGGGAUACAAGGAUUCACAAGAAAAAUAAAAUUGAGGAAGAAUCGAAAUUCGAUUGUGAAAGCUCAUCAAGCUCUAGUGAAUCCGAAGAUUCACCUAUUUCAAAAUCAAACAUUCAAAAUUUUACUGACAUAACUGACUUUAUCGAAAGUAUGGAGAAAAGAUUAAUGGGAUACAUAGAUGGAAAAUUUUUAAAUCUGUUACGUCGAAUCCAGUAUGAUAUUAGUUAACGAACCCAAGAAAUUUUGAAAACGGUGAAUCAGGUUGGAGUUGGAUCCCAAAUUAAAUCUUUUUUAGAAAACCCUUCAAUGGAUGAGCUUCCAAUUGAAUCAUUGGAAGAUUUUCUAAAGUUUGACGAAAAAUUAAAGAAUAGCACAGAUUUGCAAGAUAGUUUGAAAACUCAAAUUUUGCGAGAGAUAGCUGGUGCAACAAAUUUACGCGAUGCUGUAAAAUCCAUCAUGCCCAAAAUUAUAAAAAAAGAUGUGCAGCAAAAGUAUUCCGGAAAAGGAAAAACGAUAAAGGGGAAGGGGAAAUUGAAUUUUUCCAAAACAAAUACGUUUUCCUGUAUUAAAGCUGCAACACUUUUUAAACUCGAGGAAACGAAGGAGAACGAUUUGAGCAGUGCCAUAGGAAUAUGGUUGUCCCAAGCUGGAGACAGGGAAGGAGGAAGAAAAGAGAGAGUGUCAACAAGUAAAGAAUUGCCGACAGAGAAUACAAAUAUCGAAGAAAAUCAAACUGAAGAUGGAGAAAUUACAGUUGAGAUGAAUGUGGAUGAAAAUGUCUGA